Molecule: messenger RNA, 3264 nt
Organism: Triticum aestivum (bread wheat)
Lineage: Eukaryota; Viridiplantae; Streptophyta; Magnoliopsida; Poales; Poaceae
Product: kinesin-like protein KIN-13A
Exons: 12
Coding region: 414-2792 (792 amino acids)
Biological process (GO): microtubule-based movement; microtubule depolymerization
Cellular component (GO): microtubule
Molecular function (GO): microtubule binding; ATP binding; microtubule motor activity
Source: RefSeq, a predicted model, not a curated record
UCUGGCUAUUGUUCUCCACCAACAACGUCACAACUCAGAACGUCUCUCUCGACAAAAACUAUUUGAGAACCACCUUCAAACUCGUGCAAUCCACCCCCAAAAUCCCCUCCCCUCCCCUGCAAUCCCAGUAUCCCACAACAAAUUCGAUCAGCAUCGAUCCCGAUUCGUCCCAAACCCUGCCUGCCCCGCACCCCGCGCCAAUCCCACCCACAUUGCUCGUCUCACCCCCAGAUCUGGGCUCCAGUUGCAGAAGCUCCAGAUCCCACGCUGCUCUCUCGUAGCCGCCCCGCGAUUUGCGCGACGCCAAGCUGGCUCCGCAGAAGCGGCCACAGCGCGUCGGCGGGGGCGGUGGCGCGGCCGCUGCCACCGCUGCCGCGGCGUCGUCCGCCGCGGCUGACUCGGGGGACGCGGUGAUGGCCCGGUGGCUGCAGUCCGCGGGGCUGCAGCACCUCGCGGUGUCCUCCUCAGCUCCUGGGCCCGGGCUGGCGAUGGGGAUGGCCGGAGACCUCCGCGGCGGCGGUAUCCUCCCGAACCUUCUCAUGCAGGGGUAUGGGCCCCAAUCGAUCGAAGAAAAACAGAAGCUUUACAUGCUAUUAAGGAGCCUGAAUUUUAAUGGCGAAUCAGCAUCUGCACCUAUAUCUGAGCCAUACACACCGACAACCCAGAGCUUCAGUGGUGGCCCCCCCAUAGAUGGAUUCUACUCACCCGAACUUAGAGGUGAAUUCGGAGCUGGCCUUUUGGAUCUUCAUGCAAUGGAUGACAGUGAGCUUCUUUCUGAGAAUGUAGCAUCAGAACCAUUUGAAGCUUCACCCUUUGUGCCAAAGGAAACUGAUGACGAUGAGGACGAUAUAAUAUCAAGAAGCCAGCAAGGUCUAUCAGAAAAUUAUGGUGGUGCAAUCACAAGAGAAAAAGAGAGCAAUACUAAAGAAAGUAAUGUAGGAAAGAUUAAAGUUGUGGUAAGGAAGAGGCCUCUGAACAGAAAGGAAAUAUCUCGAAAGGAGGAUGACGUAAUAGAUGUACAUAAUUCUCAAUUCUUGACUGUUCAUGAACCUAAAUUAAAGGUGGAUUUGACGGCUUAUGUGGACAAACAUGAAUUCUGCUUUGAUGCUGUCCUGGAUGAGGCUGUAACUAAUGACGAGGUGUACCGGGAGACUGUGGAGCCCAUUAUACCAAUAAUUUUCCAAAGGACCAAAGCAACAUGCUUUGCAUAUGGCCAAACAGGUAGUGGUAAGACAUAUACAAUGCAACCCCUACCUCUAAGGGCUGCACAGGAUAUGGUUCAUCUUUUGCAUCAACCUGUGUACCUGAGUCAAAAUUUCAAGUUGUGGCUUAGCUACUUUGAGAUAUAUGGCGGGAAGCUUUAUGACCUUUUGAGCGAAAGGAGGCCACUCUGCAUUAGGGAAGAUGGAAAGAAACAGGUCUGCAUUGUUGGCUUACAGGAAUUUGAGGUUUCUGAUGUCCGGAUUGUCAAAGAAUACAUUGAGAGAGGAAAUGCCUCGAGAAGCACAGGAUCAACUGGGGCCAACGAAGAGUCAUCACGAUCUCAUGCUAUUCUGCAAUUAGCUGUGAAGAAGCAUAUCCCAGUGACAGAGACCAGAAGACAGAGAGAUCGUGAGGCUAAUGAAGCUAAAAAUACAAAGCUUGUGGGAAAAUUGUCAUUUAUAGACCUUGCUGGAAGCGAGCGUGGUGCUGAUACAACAGAUAAUGACAAGCAGACAAGAAUUGAGGGUGCAGAAAUAAACAAGAGCCUUUUGGCUCUCAAGGAAUGCAUUCGGGCACUGGAUAAUGAUCAGAUACAUAUUCCUUUCAGAGGAAGCAAGCUAACCGAGGUGCUUCGUGAUUCGUUUGUUGGUAACUCUCGAACAGUAAUGAUUUCUUGCAUCUCACCGGGUUCAGGUUCAUGUGAACACACGCUAAAUACCUUAAGAUAUGCUGACAGGGUUAAGAGUCUCUCGAAAAGUGGCAACUCAAAAAAAGAGCAGUUCAGUGGGCAGUUUGUGUCCUCCAGCAAGGAAUCUACCCAUACAUCAUAUCCAUUAUCAGGUGAAGCUGAAGAAACUGUUGACCAGAUUGAAGAGAACAGACAUAUUGAUGCUUCAAGGAGAGUUGUUGAAAUCUGCAUGAGUUCUUCAGUGGAUCCUGAUAGGAACUCAUUUAGUAUGAUUCCAAGUUAUCCUCAUAGAGGAAGGGAAGAAACUAGUUCAACAUCUAGUUUGAAUGAUAGGGAGAGAAUUGAUUUCAAAUCUAACCUGCCUGGUUAUAGUAGUAAAGCACAGUCACUUCAGAAUUCAGUUAAUUCACAAGAAGAAGAUAAAGUUACAAAAGUCUCACCUCCUCGGAGAAAAGCUAAUAGGGAGGACAAAUCUGAAAGGCAGAACAACUAUGUGAAAAAGGAAAAUGGGGCAGAUGUAAAUCGGAUUGUUCACAAACAGCAACUGAAACAGCAGCAGCAAAGACCACCGUCUACUUCGGCAUCACAGGUUUCAUCGAGACAAUCUGAAAAGGAAAGUUCGUGUGAUGAGGAAAUAAAUGCAAUACUUGAGGAAGAGGAGGCAUUGAUAGCAGCUCACAGAAAGGAAAUUGAAAAUACUAUGGAAAUAGUGCGGGAAGAGAUGAACCUAUUAGCAGAUGUUGACCAACCAGGUAGCCUUAUUGACAAUUAUGUGGCACAACUGAAUUUUCUCCUGUCACGGAAGGCGUCCGGCUUGGUCAGUCUCCAGGCACGCUUAGCAAGGUUUCAACAGCGCCUCAAAGAAGAGGAGAUCCUUAGCCUUAAGAAACCAUCAAGAUAGUUUAACCGAAAAUUUAAAACCAAUUGGCUUGUCAUGAAUUGCAAGGAGCCGUGAGCGGGAGGUAUGUUUUAUUCUGAUCUCCCAUGUGAUCACAUUUCACAUAAGAGCUUGAAGAACUGAGUCUAAAAACCUGGGAAAAUGAGAACCUGGGAAUGAGUAACAAAUAGAGUUGUGCAGGCGCUUGGUUUUGAGGUUUUCCCUGCAGUUUGCUCAUUUUUUCUCUUUUCUUCAAAGGGUUGUUUCAUUCUUUUUUUUUCGGUGGUGGCAUGAUUUGUCAUUCUUGCCACAUUCUUUUUGUAUGAAUAUAGUGUAACUGGUGUUUGAAGAUGAGGAAAUUAUACUUGUACCUUGGCAACAUAGAAACUAUUGUUGUAUUGUGUGUAUCAAGAAAGGCAACAUUGUGGUAAGAUCUUCAGGAAUAUUUAAGUAGCAAGAAUCUGGAACAUGGUUCGUCGUUUGGACGGUGGAUUUA